AUGAAUCAGAUGAAUGUCGGGAUGAAUCCCGGGGUUGGAGGCCCUGUUGGGGGAGUGCCAAUGAUCAACAAUGGAUCUUCAGCUUCUCGUAACGACGUCUCUAUGAACAACCCCGAACAGCUGAUCAUCAAUCUCAACACCUAUAUUUACGAUUACUUCCUGAAGCGUGGCUACCACGACUGCGCUCGAGCGCUUUUGCAGGACGAGUCCAUCAAACUCAACACGGAGAACAACCCCAAGACGAGUCCAGGGAGUCGACGUGAUGAGGUGAAUGGUAUGGACCCUGAUGCCAUGAUGACCGACGGAAAAGACGGCGAGAAGAUCAAGAUUCCAGAUGAUCUGCCCCGCCCGAGUAUCCCCAAUAAUGAGAGUCCCUCUUCAUUCCUCCUUGAUUGGUUCAACCUAUUUUGGGAUUUCUUCUGGGCCCAGCGCAACAAAAAGAAUGGCGGUGACAUCCGGGCGUACCUCCAGCACAACCAGCAAUUUAUGCGGUUGCGAGAACAGCAGCACAAUCAGUUCAUGCGCCAGCAACCCAUGAUUCCCGGCCAGAUGGGGGUGCGGAGGCAGAAUGGAAUGGUGCCUCCUAACUUGCAAAAGACAGUGCUGCAGAACAACACUCCUGGCCUUACACCGCAACAACAACUGGCACAAUUCCAAAAGAACCAACAGCUGCAAAUGAUGCAGCAACUGCAACGAGACCAACCGGAAAUGGAAAUGGGCGGUCACCGGCCGCAGUCACCGGCCUCUGCAGACAAUGCCCCCUCGCCGUCGAAACGCCCUCGCCUCGAAGGCGCUGUCAACGGACAGCAGCUCGCACCGAACGGACGCGCACAAGGACAAGGAAUGCCCGGACAGCCUAAUCAGCAGGCUAUGAUGAUGCAGAAUGGCAUGCAGAGAGGGAUGACGCAAGCGCAGUUCCAGCAAUAUCAGCAGCAAACGGGACAAGCGCAACAGAAAUCUAUGCAGGUAUAUGCUCAAAACUUGGCCCUUCAUCACUCUCGCUCAGCAUCGAAUUCCCAGGGUAUCCCGAAUGGUGGCAUGAUGAAUCCCGGUGUUAUGGCCAACCAGGCAGAUCUGGUCCCAAUGCCCGAUGGCCAAGGAAUGUACCCCAUGGCCGGUGCCGGUCCAGACUACUACGGCACUAACGGGCCAAUGGGCCAGGUCCGUCCUGGUAGCAUGCAAACUCCUGGCGGUGGCGGUGGUCAACAUGGCAACCAUGCUCUGCAAGACUAUCAAAUGCAGCUCAUGCUGCUCGAGCAGCAGAACAAGCGGCGUUUGAUGAUGGCUCGUCAAGAGCAAGACACCAUGGCCCGUGCUGAUGGCCAGCCGCCCCAAAUGCCAGGCCAGCAAUCUUUACCACCAGGCACCUCCCCCGGAAGCAGAACAGGCGCCUCUCCUAACCCCAGCGACCAAAUGAAACGGGGCACGCCCAAGAUGAACCAGACUGGACUUCCUGGAUCGCCUAGUGCCGGUGACAUGUCCCAGCGUGGCUCACCUGGAUCCAUGAACCUCAAUAAUGGUCAAAUGCCUCCAGAGAUGGCUGCUCAGUUCUUCCAAGGCUCGAACAUGCGACCUCCCAGCUCCAACCCGGCCUUCGGAGCCCAGAUGGGUCAACCUCCUCCUGGCAACCCCGGUCAGCGUAUGCCUAGUGGACAAUGGCCGCAAGGGCAGCAGAUGGCUCCGCAGCACUCGCCCGCGACCCAGCCCCAAGCUGGAACCCCGCAGGAGCGAGGCGCGAUGCCACCGCCCUCAGCGCCACCUGUCGCCGGACCUAACGCUGGCCGCGGCCCGGAAGCAUCCCCUCAGACCGGUGGAAACGCACCCCCAACUCCCAACCAGACCAACAAGCCUGCGCCCAAGGGUAAGAAGGACGCGAAGGACACUCGCAAGCGACCCAACAAGAAGCAAGCUGCCGCCGCCGCCGCCGCCGGUGCUACGCCUUCCACCGAAGCCGCAGAGCUCCCCACUCCUUCCACCCCCGUUACACCCCAUCCCCCUCCUAACGCCUUCAAGAACGGAGCGAAUGGAACCAAUGGACCUGGACCUGGCCAGCCCACUUCGGCGCCGGCUCCUCAGACCAUGGUCCCACCGCCCCCAGACCAGAAUAACCAACCCUUCACUGACCUCAGCAUCCCUGAUGCUUCCGCAUUCAACCUCGACUUCAGCGCACUGGAAAACCCAGAUAUUUUGGAGAACUUCGACUUUGACACAUUCCUCAACACCGACGCCGAUGCCACAGGCUUCGGGUUCGAUCCGAGCAUAUCCUACUCGGGCGACGGUGUUGAGACAGGAGCCGGUGACGGCCUGUGA
Molecule: messenger RNA, 2310 nt
Organism: Penicillium olsonii
Lineage: Eukaryota; Fungi; Ascomycota; Eurotiomycetes; Eurotiales; Aspergillaceae
Source: the annotation of a GenBank genome assembly